Molecule: messenger RNA, 645 nt
Organism: Osmia bicornis bicornis
Lineage: Eukaryota; Metazoa; Arthropoda; Insecta; Hymenoptera; Megachilidae
Gene: ND-B12
Product: NADH dehydrogenase [ubiquinone] 1 beta subcomplex subunit 3
Exons: 3
Coding region: 161-544 (127 amino acids)
Biological process (GO): mitochondrial respiratory chain complex I assembly; electron transport chain
Cellular component (GO): mitochondrion
Source: RefSeq, a predicted model, not a curated record
GCCGCAAAAAAUUCAACUGAAUUUCAGGGAGGUCCUGGGAUGUAUGGAAUGCAGGAAUAUAAGUGAUACAAGGAUGUAAAGGAUACUGGCAUUUUCAUGUAGGUGUGCUCUCUGCAUGCAUACCUAAUUUCAUCCGGCGGUGUCUGGGACCCCAUAAAACAUGACACCUCGAAAACAGAGACAUAUCCAGUCUUUCGCAUCUGUAGUCACUGUAUUAUAUUUAAAUUUCUCUGUAAAAAUGGGAGGCCAUGGUCAUGGUCAUAAACCACCGUAUCUAGUUCCAAGUCCUGAUAUAUACAAAGUGGAGGAUGUACCAGAACUGAUGCGUGUUAGAGAAAAAUUGGCUGAAAAAGGACUGAAGGAUCCUUGGUUGAGAAAUGAAGUGUGGCGUUAUACAACUUUGCCAGGACCUCCUAUACGUAGAGCACUGGUACCACUUUUGAGGGGUGCUAUAUUUGGAAUUCCAGCAUUUUUAAUAACCAUAGCUGUAGAAAAUUAUCUUGGAGUUGAUGGCCAUGGACAUGAAAAUGGUGAUCAUCAUUAAGAUUAUUCAGAAAAACAGUUUAUAUAUAUAGUAAGAUAAAAUAGUACUUUUACCCUUGUAUCAGUUAUACAUUAAAAAUAAACUAUGAUUUCAAAUUUAAA